This is a messenger RNA of Saccostrea cuccullata (small rock oyster), 685 nucleotides long. Its product is annotated as THAP domain-containing protein 2-like. Bases 74 to 685 code for a protein of 203 amino acids. The transcript is spliced from 4 exons. The record is from RefSeq and is a predicted model, not a curated record. NCBI's taxonomy places the organism in Eukaryota, Metazoa, Mollusca, Bivalvia, Ostreida, Ostreidae.
AGGGUCUGUAAGUCUCGUUUGCUUUCACUUUCGUUUCACGACUUCCGGGUACAUCAGCGUUCGUAGUAACAAUAUGGUGUAUUGUUUUGCAAUCGGUUGCACGCAUCGCACAGGGGGAAAACAGACGUGCAGUUUAUUCCGAUUCCCAACAGACACAAAAGAACGGAAAAAAUGGAUUGACAGAUGCAGACGGGCAGACAGGGAGUACAACUCAAAUGACAGGCUCUGCAGCUGCCACUUCACAGAUGGAAAGAGGGAAUUUGGGCCCACAAUUUUUGCAUAUAGCAAGAAUGUGGGGUAUUUUCCUGAAAUAAACACUCCAAAGAGGAAAAAGUUGGAUAGUGUAGCAUCAUCCUCCUCCCAUCCAAUACAAAAUGACAUGACUCUUGCUGUCAGGACGCACCAUUCUGUUACAGAUCACGAUUAUUGCAGCAGUACCGAACAAACAGACACAAAAGAUCAUUCUAAAGAAGUGUCAGCCUUGGAAAAACAGAUUGCCAAUUUGCAAGAAGAAAUCAGGGAUCUAAAAUUGCAGAAGCCAAAGAUGUCAAUAAAAGACAUCAUAAAUGACACUGAAAAGGUAAGUUGCACAGAAGGAGCAAAUGUAUUUUCUAUUCAAUACAGUUUAAAUAACACUGAAGUGUUUUUACAAACUUCAUAUAGUAAUACAUUCUUUUUUCUUUAA